Messenger RNA from Didymodactylos carnosus, 3703 nucleotides. Lineage: Eukaryota; Metazoa; Rotifera; Eurotatoria; Philodinida; Philodinidae. The record is from the annotation of a GenBank genome assembly.
UAGAGAGAUGCUCAAAAGCUGAAAGUUUGAUCAGCAACGGAUAGCCCGUAAACUUUUCUAUCGAAUGAUAUAUUUUUGACUUUUUUUUGCGCAGUUCUCUUUGUUAGGAAACGUGAAAUACUCAGAAAGUAAGAUUUUCCAAGUGUGUAAAACACCGCGUUUUUGCUUUAGCUCAGUCAAAUUAACCCGGAACUUAACCAUUUUCUCAGGAUUUAUACUACUCAACGUAGGCUUUCUUUUGGCGAAAGAACGGAGUCUGUAUCUAUCAAGGAAGUUGAGUUAUUGCAGAAACAAAAAGGGUCUUAAACUUUUGUGGAGCAUUUUUACUGGUACCGGUACCGGUACUGGUGCAUACCUAGUUUUGAGCGAUGUUCUGUCCGAUGACCAAAUAAUUUUAAAGUGUCGGGAGUAGGGAUUUCUAAAAACCCAGGUUGUUCAGUCAUCUAUUUACCGAAAAUAAUUUAUUUUUUAUUUUUCAUUCUACGCAUCUGCUCAGAAUCGGUUUUUUACAUCAGUUUGUUGCCCAUGUCAACUUACAUAUGUGAGAAACUUGUUCAUUAAAGAAGAAUGUUCUAAUGAUAAGACUAGCUCUUAUUGAAUAAGGAGAUAGAACUGCCCAUAUGCUGAAAUUAUUGCGAACUUCGAAUGAAGUUCGGUUAAUAACAAUUAUGUUUUUCUUGAAAUGUCGAUUUUUCACCGAAAUAGUAAUUUUCAAGAACCUUGCCACAGAUUGUGGCUUAACAAAGCACGAUGGAGCAAAACUUUGGAGAAAUUUUGGAGAAAAACUUUUGCUGAUGAAACUCUUCCUUAGGUGCCGAAUAAGGUACUGAGUGGAAUACUUUUUUCAGUGUAACGGAAAAGCUUUGAGAAAAAUUGAAUUCAAGAAUUUAAAAUUAUUAAAAAACUUAAAAUUCAAUUUUUCUCAAAGCUUUCCAUUACACUGAAAAAAGUAUUCCACUCAGUACCUUAAUUGGCACCUAAGGAGGAGUUUCAUUAGCAAAAGUUUUUGUCCAUCGUGUUUUGUUAAGCCACAAUCUGCUGUUCUUGAAAAAUACUACUGUCCGUUUCAAAGUAUAAGACCGGUAGUUGUUUUCUGAAUAACUUAAAGACGAUAAAAGGUAGAGACUUGCGGUGUUCGCAGUCGAAAGAAAACAGUUUAACCUAUAUUUUCAUUUGCAAAAGCGUUUUUAAACAAAUUUUUGAAAUCGAUUUUCCAGAGGAUCUCUGGAAAACCACUUUGUACGUUAAAAAUUUUACAUAGCAAGCACUCGAUUUAUUUCAUGGGUAGAUAGUCCAAAGUGUCUUCUACAAAAUAAGAUCUAAGCAAAGGUUUUAAUUUACUUGGCUCGGGAGCUUCGGACGUUUUCCCCGAAAUCCUGAGACUGCUGUCUUCUUUGUUCUGGGACCUUUUGAAAUGGUGAAUACAUAGGCUAUCGAACACGCUGAAUCCCGUAGCAAUGUUAAUUUUCAGAAUAAAAAGUGGAAGAACAGAGUGAAAAUCUGCACUAGUUGAAAUAACCCAUUUUGGGCUCUUUUCUUCAAAAAUUAAAAAACUCGUCAUUGCAACUUUGCAAAGAAAGGUCUUGUAGAGCUGAGAGAUGUCUCAUUUUAAUCGGAAAUUUGCGGGCUACAAUUAUGGCUCAAAGGUUUUGGUUAUUUUUUAGAGUUUCUGAAAAACCGGUUUUCCAAAAAACCGAGCCUCCAAGAGUCAUGGGCCCGAAUCCUUUUGGGGUAUUUACUAACUCACUGAGAUCUAUCGAUCCAUAUACAAAUCACUGAAAUCGGGAGCGGACACCUCAGAACGUUCUCGUCAGUUUUUAAUCCUGAGUCCGAAUAUGAUAUUUCUAUUGCAUAAAAGUUGACAUAUUUUGAUUCGUUUGUGCAUUCCAAAUCUGAUGCCAUUUUUCUGGUGAAAGGUCUAGUUUUCGAGAAAGAAUCGAAAAGUGGCUUUACGUUGAAAUUAGCGGCUUUCUUUUUUCCUGUUAUUCUCUCUCUCUCUCUCUCUUAUUUUUGUGUAGAGAAUAAGGAAGACAAUAUCCAUCUAUAGUUUGUACUGAACACCCAUGUUAUUAUACAGCUGAUCUUUUAAACAUUAUAUAGAUAUAAAUGUCAAGUUCUGGGUGCUGAAUCAGACUACUAUAGUUUGAAAAGUCAGCAUCGACAAAUACGACGAAAAACCAAACCUUCAUUCAACACUUGAGGUCUGUUAUAAUGCUAUCACAAUAACAUGUGGCCCGUAAUACUCACCAUUUUGCUUCCAAAUUGGUAAUCGACAGUAAGAGCAUAAACAGCAAAGAGAUUUCUCCCAAAAGUGAUCUAUAUCUCUCUUUUCACAAACUAAUCAUUGCGCAAAUGCGAAACUAUCCAUUUAUUCUCUGAUUCUAAGCAGAACCCGUUACCACUAAACUUUGAGCGAACAACGAUAUAGUAGAGAUACGUUAAAAUGGCAGGAUCCCAUCAGAUGCAAUUGUACAAUAAACUAACAAUUCCAACUUAAUAUAUGCAGAGUUUCAAAUUCGCUCAACAUCCACUUCAAAUAAAUCAACUUUUAUGCUGAAGCUGAAAACAAUUUACUUGUCAUAUCCGUCACCCAUAUGAAGAUUAUCAAAUAUUCACAAAACCAAGUCUGCUAUGAACAAAAUUAGACCGGCAGCAUCUGAUCGCAUAACUUUUUAAUCCCAAGCGGAUCUUUUAAGCAGAUCGAUUGCCUGUAAUACUAAAAGUGCAUUAAGUCAUGACAGUACUUUUAUUUCAUCUUCUUCAUCUCCUGCUUGAUCACACAUCAUAUGUGCUUCUAUCAAAUAUAAUACACAUAGAAAUCGAAGAAUAGAGAAGUAAAUGAGGUGGGUGAUAUCACAUGUCGGUUAAAGCAGGCGAUAUGCCUGAGUAAGUUUCGUAUUACUCUGAGGAAGAGCUAUUAGAAAACGUCUUUUGAUACAGUUAGUAGAAAUAAACAGAGUAAGUUAGAAAAUAAAAUCAUCCAUUGCCUUCGAGCAUUUAUUUGUUUUGUGUGCAGCUAUAAAUGGAAACAAUGGAAAACAUUAUCCAACCAGUUGGACAACAACCAAAAGAUCAAGUCAUCAUAAAAGAACAACCAAAAAUAUCAGUAAACGAAGUAAAAGUUGAACCACUGUCAUCAACAGAAAAGCUAGAGCCACAACAUCUUCGUGGUGGCGGAGGAAUAGGACAUGCUAUACUGAACGGCUUUACUAUUUUCGAAAUAAAUUCUCAUUAUUCUUGGAUUCCACGAUUUGCUGUCGAGAUUUUUUUGAAAGGAUGUGUAGCAUGUCAAUUAAGAAAACCGAUAAAACAACAUGUUGCUUCGAAACCGAUAAUAUCAUUGGGUGUCAUGACAAGACUCCAAAUUGAUCUUGUUGAUAUGCGAACCAGACCAGAUACAGUUUCUGCUGAUGUACUUUAUCGUUGGAUUCUAAAUUGUGUCGAUCAUUUUAGCAAAUAUUCAUGGGCGUUUCCGUUAAAAAAUAAGUCAGCUGUCGAUGUUUCGUUAAAAUUGCGAGAACUGUUUUUUCUUUUUGGUCCUCCGCGAGUACUUCAUAGUGGUAAUGGAAAAGAAUUUGUCGCAAGUGUUAUAACAGAGUUAAAAAAUUUGUUUCCAAAUUUAUGUUUUGUUCAAGGGCGUCCCCGUCAUCCUCAAAGUCAAGGUUGCUCAGAGGAUUUUUUUGAUAUGAAAAAUUUCCUUUGA